AUUCACUCAUUAUUCCUUCCUAAUUCUUAGAACCAAAACAUGAAAAGUAAGUUAGCCUGAGAUGAAAUUUAAUCUGCAUUGAUAGAAAUUGACAUCAGCAUUGGAACAUCAGCACUCGAUCGUUUCGGCUGCGCGUGUGCGAAAUUUCUUAUUCACCCGCCCACGCCGUCGUUCCCACCGCCUUCGCCGUACGUCGGUCGGUCGGUUGGUCGGUCGGUCGGUCAGCCUGAGUCAGUCGCUGGUGGCGUCCGUCCGUCCGUCCGUCCGUCCAUCCGUCCGGUCGAUCGGUCGGUCGGUCGCUCGUUUCAACGUCACGGGGGCUCGCGGGGCCGAGUACGCGUACGCAUCGCAGUAACGCGCGCGAGGCCAGCGCGAUCGUUGGCGAUCGCUACGCGACGGAAGUGGACGGGUCUCGCGCAAUUUUACGCAGCGAGUCGCCUCCGGCUAUUUUUCUCCCGUGCGCCAACCGUGGUCCUCCGCACAUGUGUGGUGAGGGAAAUCGGGAUCGCCGUUCCUAUCGCCAGACGCACUUCUCGCGCUCUCGUUCCCGUUCUCGAUCUCGUCGUCAACGCGAGCGAACGACGCGUCACGCACGGCGCGAGAACACGCAGCGCCAGCCUCGAGAGCAUAUAGCAUGUUGAUUCGUGCAUCAGAUGGACAAAGCCCAAUGUAUUAAAGACUCUCAGUCAUGGAUCAAUACAAUGGUAUGAGUGACGGAGAUAUUAAUAUAAGCGAUAUCAUUGACGUCAUUCAAACCACCGAUCCUGGUUCUAUGGCUACCAUAGCAAUGGAUAGUGAACAUGUUCAGCCACAUGUCGAGAUUCUGGAGCAGCCAGCCAGCAAAGCAUUGCGAUUUCGCUAUGAGUGUGAGGGCAGAUCAGCUGGCAGCAUACCUGGUGUCAAUAGUACGCCAGAGAACAAAACUUUCCCUAGUAUACGAAUUGUGGGUUACAAGGGACGCGCUAUGGUAGUUGUAUCUUGUGUAACAAAGGAUUCGCCAUACAGACCUCAUCCGCAUAACCUUGUCGGCAAGGAAGUAUGCAAACAAGGUGUUUGUACAGUAGAAGUUCCUUCGGGAAAUAUGGUUGUUACUUUCUCAAAUCUGGGCAUUCAAUGUGUGAAGAAAAAAGACAUCGAAGAAGCUCUCAGGAUGCGUCAAGAAUUACGAGUAGAUCCCUAUCGAACUGGUUUUGAGCAUAAGAGACAUCCAACUAAUAUCGAUCUCAAUGCGGUGAGAUUAUGUUUCCAAGUUUUCUUGGAAGGGUCACAGAAAGGAAAAUUUAACAAACCGUUACCGCCUAUUGUAUCUGAUCCUAUUUAUGAUAAAAAGGCAAUGUCAGAUCUUGUGAUUUGCAAAUUGAGCCAUUGUAGUGCAUCAGUCGCUGGUAGUAUAGACAUGAUUUUGCUAUGUGAAAAAGUCGCGAAAGAAGAUAUACAAGUAAGAUUUUUCGAGGAGAGAGACGGGCAAUUACUCUGGGAAGGAUAUGGUGAUUUUCAACCGACACAUGUACAUAAACAAACGGCAAUAGCAUUCAGAACGCCUAGCUAUCGUACACAACAAGUGGAACAGCCAGUGCAAGUGUACAUCCAACUUAGAAGGCCAUCGGAUGGUGCUACGAGCGAAGCGUUACCGUUUCAGAUGUUACCACUAGGUACAGGUAGGCCUGCUUUCUGGUCUUUACGGAAAGCAUUUGCCAGGAAGAAGGCAGAUUACAGUACCUUCAGUAAAAUCCUGUCUACAGAGACUGCUCUUCUUGCCAAUGUAACUCCUAAAUUUCCUCGUAAUAUCGACGAAUUCAACAAUAAUGAUCUGGACGCGAAAAGAGCGAACAAUAAAAUCUCUGCAUUACGCGCUUUGAAUGACUUGUACAACGUGAAGAAUCACGUAGAUUUGUGUAACAGCGAUUUAAAAACGUUGAUAAAUUCUGCACAAAAUCUCGAUCAGUCCACAAAGAAUACCGUUUUAGAUUAUGAGAAUAACGAAAUGACAAUAAUCUCGGGGGUAAACGUGGAAAAUAAUAAAGAAAUUAGUAAAUUGUAUACUCUUGACAGUAAUAAUGUAGAGAAUGAUGCAUUUAUUGCUGAUUAUAAGGAAGGAAUUGUCGAUCCAAUUUCUUAUAUGAAAUCUGCCACACAGGAAGGCGACACAUCCGCGUCGAGAAAUGUAGGUAACUCGAAGGGUAGGUCAGACUGGUUCGAUUAUUCUGAAAUAAGCAAAUGGGUACAGAAGGGACAAGCGUGCCUUAAGGAGAAGGAGAUAAAAAACGAGACAGAGAAUGGUAAUAAAUCGUUCAAUGAAUUUUUGACGCAAGUAGCCGAAUUGGAUCAAAUUUACGCUGAUACGCAUAAUAAACUGGUGCAAGACGCUACGGAAACGAAUGUGAAUCCGCAAAUGAUGGAUAUUGAUGUCCGUGACAAUCAGACUUACACCAGUUUACAAAUGGCUAUGAAAAAUCCGAUACAGCUGUUCAAUAUUACCGAUGAUAGAAAGUAUGAGGACAUAGUCGUGCCGAAACAAGAUGCAGAAGUAUCCGUCGCGUCUCCAACGUUAACAGCUAAGAGAGACGUGAUGCACGAGGCGGAGGAGAGAUUACCACCCUUGCCCCCGAAGCGAAUACGCAAAAUGCCGUCGAUGCCUCUUUUACCGCAUCCAAUAUCCGCUCAAACGCUUACCCCAUCUUCGCCUGAGGCGCCAAACAAAAAUUUACCUUCUUUACCCGGUACUUUACCGAAAAACGCGAGACAGGGACUGUUUUCGAAACUGUUUGCUAAAAAAAAUAAGAAAGAUAAGUGCUCGACAUCGAGUCUAAAUAGAGACAGUGAUCCGUCGUUGAAUACUUCGUAUUCAUUGAAAAACUCUGUACAAGGUGUUACUCAGUCACAGACUCAACGUCCUAGUAUGACAAGCGUUACAAGCGUCAAGUCCCUCAAGCUAGACGACGAUGAUACACCGCCAUACGGUGUAGAUUUAACUGAAGCAGAGCAUUACGCUCUGUAUACUACUAUGGCACCACACGCGACUGCCUCAGAAUUCGAUGAGAUGUCUUUUUACUAUAGUCUAGUCGAGGGUGGAAAGAUACUGACAGAAGCGAAAGAGACUUAAACUAUCGACUUGAUGUUUGACCGAUGUUUAAUAUUUCUUUUUUGUUUAUAUACUGCCAAGUUGAAUAUGACUCAAUAUUUGUAUAUGGAAUGAUAGUUUGAGUCUACCGACUUUGUCUGGCGAAAUGUGAGAAUCGUCUUGCAUUGAGACUAAGUUUUUAUUAUUGUCUUGUUGUAAAUUUGCAAUUUCAACAUGACAUACGUUUGAGAAUAUAUUUAUAUCUUUAAACCGAUUUUUCCGAGAAAUGGGAAAAUCAAGAAUUAUUUCCUAGGAUACGUUCCCAUAUAAAAAAGGAUUGAUUCUUGUUGUAAGAUCGACGCAUUUAUCUAAGUGUGCAGAAUACUAAUCUAGUCAAAGUGUAAUUUGUUAUUUUUUCUUUGAUAUUUUCUAUUAACGAUUUUUACAAGUGACUUGUAAACAAGUGACUUUCGGUGAUUGUUAUUUAUUAUCAAAUAAUCAAAAUUCUUUUCUAGUCAAGUUCGACGCUGUUAUAUUUUCGUAUUAUAUUCUGAAUACGCGUUGCUUUACCACGUGUUGUUAAGUUUUAUAUGAUAUUACGAGUUUAAAGCAAAACGUCCUUUUCUUCUCAAGUUGUUAUAGACUGCUAAUUUUAAAAAAUGUCUCAACGAAAGUCCUAAGCUCAGUUUGUCCAGUGUUGACUCUCCAUUUUGGAGUAACUUCAUUAAUGUACACUAAGAACAUUUGUAAGAUUUAAAAUAUACGAGGCCUUCUUCAUUCAGGGCAAUUGUACGCGGUAUUAUCGAGAUGUAAUAAAAACUCAUUAAUAUACAAUCAUUUAUAGAUGAUGCCGAUUCGUUAAGGCGAAAGAGACAAAAGAUUAAUAACAGCUCAAG
Pogonomyrmex barbatus (red harvester ant) is the source of this 3957-nucleotide messenger RNA. RefSeq names its product embryonic polarity protein dorsal-like. Gene Ontology annotation, biological process: non-canonical NF-kappaB signal transduction; innate immune response; positive regulation of transcription by RNA polymerase II. Lineage: Eukaryota; Metazoa; Arthropoda; Insecta; Hymenoptera; Formicidae. Gene Ontology annotation, cellular component: cytoplasm; nucleus. The record is from RefSeq and is a predicted model, not a curated record. Gene Ontology annotation, molecular function: RNA polymerase II cis-regulatory region sequence-specific DNA binding; DNA-binding transcription factor activity, RNA polymerase II-specific.